GUUAUAAAGUUCACUCUCUAGCGAGUCGUCAGUUCAGUUAAUUUCCAUCCGCGUGACUAUUGCUGCCUGCAUAUUUGAAACUUUACAGUAAUCGGUAUACUUAAUAGUAUUUUUUAGUGAAAAUGGGGAUAACCGAACCGAGUCAAAACAUGAAUGCUUUUAUUUUGGCGGGAAUAACUGUUGUCUUGUGUGUAAUAAUACACUUUAUUUACAAUACCUUCAUCGGCAAUAAGAAAAGUGAAGUACAAAAUCAUGAAGCGGAGAACGUAACAGAAGCUUCACCCGAGAGUACAUCUAGGUCUACUGUUGCCGAAACUCGCGCCACUGGAAAGAGCAAGAAACGUGCACCAUGGAAAGGAAAGACAGACUUCAGCCACCCUUGGCUGUUAAAAAAUCUUAAAGGACAUCCCGGCACCGUUCUUCUAAUGGAUUUCUCUGCAAACGGGAAAUUCAUGGCCGCUACAUGUGAUGAUGGCUCGGUGAUGAUAUGGGACAUUCGAGAUCUGAAUGUCAAGGAACACAAGACACUCAGGGUGAAUAUUGAGUUUGACCACGCAUCUCACGUGGCCUGGAGUCCAGAUUCAAAAGCUUUCGUCGUACACACGGUGCGGGAGAAUAACAUCGUUGUGUACAAGAUUGAGAAGAAAAAAGAUGGAACCAUAGGAUCUGCAAACCCAGUUAUUACUUUCGAUAAGGCUCACGAAGAUGACGUAAUCGGUUUUGGUAUUUCCAGUAAUGGAAAAUUUUUGAUGUCCUGUUCCGCAAAAACGGAUAUGAUAAUUUGGGAUCUGAAAGGACAACAGUUGCAUCGGCUCGACACGUAUCUCAUGAGUACAUACACAGCUAAAAUAUCACCGUGCGGUCGUUUCGUAGUAGCAACAGGAUUUUCGCCAGACGUCAAAGUUAUGGAGGUCUGUUUCACACGGACCGGGGAAUUCAAACAGGUGUCGAAAGCUUACGAGCUGACAGGACACAAUUCCGGUGUGUAUGACGUCGCCUUCGCCGUAGACACUUCGCACAUUGCGACCAUAUCGAAGGACGGCACGUGGAAGCUGUAUCACACGAGAAUCGAUUACGUCCGCGGCGAGUCCCCGCAUGUCCUAGAAACGGGUAAAUACACACAGACCGCUAAUCCGCCGAAGAUAGCACUUUCACCCAACGCAGAGGUGCUGGCCGUGUCCUCGGACGCGAACGUCGAGUUCUACGACACCUACACCGGCGAGCUGUAUGACACCGUCGAGAAUUUAUACACAGGUUUGAUAAACUACAUGUGCUUCGACCCAGCGGGUAAAUAUCUGUUCGUGUGCGGAGAUAGAGCAGUCAGGAUUCUUCAUAAUGUAUGCGGGUACUACACGACCAUCAACAGUUGCACAAGGCUCCUCGGCUCCAAACAAACUUCCGCCACCGUGGAAAGGCUCAAUAACACGAUAAAAGACUGCAGGGCUACACUCGCUAAAUUUGGUAAGUAAGGUUUAACUUAAAUUGUAAUUGUCAUUAAAGUCUUACGACUAUCUGAAAAAAGUAAAUGUUUCGAACGAUUUUUUGAAUGAAUUUUCGAAAUUAAAUUUAAAAUCUUGAAUGUGUAGUGUUCAGUUGUAGUGAAACUCUUACGACUAUAUGAAAAAAGUAAAUGU
Messenger RNA from Melitaea cinxia (Glanville fritillary), 1634 nucleotides. RefSeq names its product transducin beta-like protein 2. Bases 123 to 1469 code for a protein of 448 amino acids. Gene Ontology annotation, cellular component: endoplasmic reticulum. Gene Ontology annotation, biological process: endoplasmic reticulum unfolded protein response. Gene Ontology annotation, molecular function: protein binding. The transcript is spliced from 6 exons. NCBI's taxonomy places the organism in Eukaryota, Metazoa, Arthropoda, Insecta, Lepidoptera, Nymphalidae. The record is from RefSeq and is a predicted model, not a curated record.